AUGGCUUCCACUUCAGCCGGUCAAGAUUCUGCGGCGAACUCGUCAAGCAAUCAGUUGUCAUCGCGGGAACGAGAUCGCGAACGGGACACUAAACAAUUCACGGAGAGAUUUGUGAAAAGUGUUCAAUUUCCAAUUUCGGAGCGUUUGACUGUCGAGCAGGUCUAUGAUCGGAGAACGGGAAAACCACGUCAUGAGGUUCUCAGGGAACACUUCAUUAAGGAAGGACGGAUAGAAGAGGAAGCAGCCAUACGAAUUAUACAGGAAUGCACAGCUUUGUUCCGUUUGGAAAAAACAAUGCUGGAUAUUGAAGCUCCUGUGACUGUCUGUGGAGACAUCCACGGUCAAUUUUACGAUCUCAUGAAGCUCUUCGAGGUGGGAGGUAGCCCUGCUACUACCAAAUAUUUGUUUCUUGGGGAUUACGUAGAUAGAGGAUAUUUUUCCAUCGAAUGCGUCAUCUACCUUUGGGCAUUAAAAAUUUGCUACCCUAGUACACUUUUUCUUUUACGGGGAAAUCACGAGUGCCGUCACUUGACAGAAUACUUCACGUUCAAAACAGAAUGUAAAAUCAAAUAUAGCGAACGGGUGUAUGAUGUUUGUAUGGAUUCAUUCGAUGCCUUGCCACUUGCAGCUUUAAUGAAUCAACAGUUUCUUUGUGUUCAUGGUGGACUUUCACCUGAAAUUCACACUUUAGAUGAUAUCAAAAAGCUUGACCGUUUCAAGGAACCCCCAGCUUUCGGUCCUAUGUGUGAUUUAUUAUGGUCUGAUCCUCUUGAAGAUUUCGGAAAUGAGAGAAACACUGAGCAGUUCAGUCACAAUUCCGUUCGUGGUUGUUCGUAUUUCUAUAGUUAUGCGGCGUGUUGUGAUUUUUUGCAACAUAAUAAUUUGCUCUCAAUCAUUAGAGCUCAUGAAGCUCAAGACGCAGGUUAUCGUAUGUAUCGAAAAUCGCAAGCAACGGGAUUCCCUUCACUCAUAACCAUUUUUAGUGCUCCAAAUUAUCUUGAUGUAUAUAACAACAAAGCUGCUAUUCUCAAAUACGAGAAUAAUGUGAUGAACAUUCGGCAAUUCAACUGCAGCCCUCAUCCUUACUGGCUGCCAAACUUCAUGGAUGUUUUUACAUGGUCACUGCCUUUUGUAGGAGAAAAAGUUACGGAGAUGUUAGUCCAUAUUCUGAAUAUUUGCUCGGAUGAUGAACUUAUGGCUGAUUCCGACGACACUUUCGAAGGAGGCGUUCCAUCAGCUCGUAAGGAAGUUAUUCGCCACAAGAUUCGAGCAAUUGGUAAAAUGGCACGCGCCUUUUCCGUGUUGAGAGAAGAAAGUGAGAGUGUCUUGGCUCUCAAGGGUUUGACACCAACCGGAACAUUGCCAAUGGGAGCUCUUCAAGAAGGACGAAGGGGUGUUCGUGAAGCUCUAUCAGGUAUCCAACCUGGACAUCGAAUUCAAUCAUUCGAGGAAGCCAAACGAUUGGAUCAAAUGAACGAAAGAAUGCCUCCAACCAUGGCGACCCCCCCUGGACAGUCACCUUCUUCAUCACCACAACCGAAGCGUAAUGGUCCCGAUUCCUAG
This is a messenger RNA of Auanema sp. JU1783, 1563 nucleotides long. The record is from the annotation of a GenBank genome assembly. NCBI's taxonomy places the organism in Eukaryota, Metazoa, Nematoda, Chromadorea, Rhabditida, Rhabditidae.